Molecule: messenger RNA, 4698 nt
Organism: Pocillopora verrucosa
Lineage: Eukaryota; Metazoa; Cnidaria; Anthozoa; Scleractinia; Pocilloporidae
Product: bifunctional heparan sulfate N-deacetylase/N-sulfotransferase 4
Cellular component (GO): Golgi apparatus
Molecular function (GO): heparan sulfate N-sulfotransferase activity; deacetylase activity
Source: RefSeq, a predicted model, not a curated record
GUAGACAAUGUAGUUGUACUUCGUGGUGAUGCUAUCAACGAAUGUCUUUCGCGGCAAAAAGAAGGAUGAAGUGCUGGAGCUUAAGAACUGGAUCUAUACUGAGGACUUUUAUGAUUGGAUUAGUGAUUUUUACUAUAAUUUCGUGUUGGAUUCUAGUUUACCAAUCUUCGCGAGAUUUGACCGUGAAACGCGCUCCAGUAUUUGUGGAGGAGAAAUGCUAUCCUCUGAAAAACGCACUGGUUGGAUCUAGAAUAUCUAAAGAAUUUAGUCUCAAUGCAACGUACAAAGUGAAAAAAAGAGUCUUACUGGCAACACGGAGAACUUCAGUUGCUUUUCGGUCCGAGAUCUCUCGUGUUCUGGAGGAAAGUCGUAUUCCUUACGAAUUUGUUUAUCUCGAAAUUGGUGACAGAACAGUUUUUCCAAAGCUCACACACGGAGAAAUCGGACGCUUUUCUGCAGUUAUUUUUGAGAGCAUCAAGUUCUACGCAACAUUAGAUAUAGCAAAUAGACAUUUCCUUGACCAUUACUGUCGCAAAUUUGGCAUCGGAAUUGUUUUAUUUACAGUUCAGGAAGCGCAAGAGCCUAAUACGCGCAUAUUCAAGGAAUUUCACUUCGGCAUCAAGGCUGGAGUAAGUGAUCUUCGAAAUGUAGAAUUGAAUCCUUCGGCAUGUGUGCUUCGCCUUACUAGAGCUGGUGGAAUUAUUGAAGAACCUCCAAAGUCAAAAUGGAGUGUAUUCUUUCCGAAUCACAGCACUUACGAAGCAGUAGAGUUUGCUACAAAGGAAACUGCCUAUACAACAUUAAACACGAAUAAACAAACCAGCUCCCAUAAUGUGAAAUUUGAAGAUCUGGUCUUGAAAGAAGGAGUUUCUUCGACGCGAUUCACUACAGUUUUAACAGACCUAGGGCAUUUGGAUGGUGUACGACGUAUCUACUUUGGGAAUGGAUUGUCUUUUUGGCUUCAUAAGUUAUUGUUUCUUGAUGGUUUGGCGUUCGUUUCAAGAGGCAAUUUAGCUCAGUCUUUGGAACGAAGAAUCGUAGUUGAUAUUGAUGAUAUUUUCGUUGGAAAAGCUGGCAUUCGAAUGACCAAAGAAGACGUGAGGGCCAUGGUCUCUGUACAAGCAAAACUACAAGAGCGUGUGCCAGGCUUUCACUUCAACUUGGGAUAUUCUGGGGGUAUGUUUUUGUCAGGGAAUGAUGAAGAAGAUGAAGGAGAUUGGGAACUGAUAAAGAAUGCGGACAAGUUUUGGUGGUUCAGUCACAUGUGGCUUCAUCGUCAACCACACAAAAGCAACACACUGGAUCAGAUCGUUGAGGAUUUGAAGGCAAAUCUUGAGUUCGCAAGGGAGCACAAUAUUCCAGUGAACACCAGUUAUGCAGUUUCACCUCACCAUUCUGGAGUGUAUCCUGCUCAUGAUUUUCUUUAUGAAGCUUGGAAGAGAGUUUACAACUUAAAAGUGACAUCAACAGAGGAGUAUCCUCAUUUGUAUCCUCCCAGGUUCCGUAAAGGAUUCAUAUACAAAAAUAUUAAGGUUCUCCCACGGCAAACAUGUGGUCUGUAUACUCACACAUUAUUCCUGAAAGAAUACCCCAAAGGGCAGAAGUGGCUAGAAGACAGUAUUCAUGGGGGUCAACUUUUUCAAGUUGUUGUUGAUCAUCCUAUUUCCAUCUUUAUGACUCAUCUUUCAAACUAUGGCAAUGAUCGCCUAGCUUUGCUUGUGUUUGACAGCCUAGUAAAACAUUUGCAGUGCUGGACAAACAUUAAGCUAAGUUCAGAGCAUCCAGUUGAAUUAGCUGAGAGAUACUUUACAAUGUUCCCUGGGGAGAUGGAACCAAUUUGGCAGAAUCCUUGCUCAGACCCACGGCACAAGGAAAUCUGGUCACCAGAAAAGAAUUGCAAAAAGCUACCAUCCCUUCUUGUUGUUGGCCCUCAGAAGACUGGCACGACAGCUCUGUAUGCAUUUCUCAAAAUGCACCCAGACAUCAUCAGUAAUGUGCAAAGUGCUAGCACAUAUGAAGAGGUACAAUUCUUUGGUGGACACAAUUACAUCAGAGGCUUAGACUGGUACAUGGAUUUCUUCCCCGAUGUUAGCAACCACAGUAACCAGAUCUUGUUUGAAAAGAGCGCUAACUAUUUUGAUGCUGUCAAGGGGCCAAUGAGGGUAUCUGCAUUGCUCCCAAAUGCCAAGAUCAUCACAAUUUUUAUAGAUCCAAUGAAAAGAGCAUACUCAUGGUACCAGCACAUGAGAAGCCAUGGUGUGGCAGCUGCUAUGCACCCAUUCUACAAGGUUAUAACAAGUGUUAACUCUUCUGAGGACAGAGGUGUCAAAGCUCUUGGUCUAAGAUGUCUGUUACCGGGCUUGUAUGCUCAAAAUUUGGAAAGGUGGCUGAAGUAUUUUUCUCCAUCUCAAAUUCUUAUUCUUGAUGGGGAGAAGCUUAGGACAGAUCCUCCCCAAGUGAUGCUGGAGGUGCAGAAAUUUCUUGGUGUCAACAUUUAUGACUAUAAUAAGAGGUUAAGAUUUGAUAAGCAUAAGGGAUUCUACUGUCAAGUCACAUCACAAGGUGGUACUCAUUGCCUUGGAAAAGGAAAAGGCAGACAUUAUGUACCCAUGGAUGAGAAGUCACAGCGUUUCUUGGAAGAUUAUUACUCAAAACCAAACAAAAUUCUCGCAGAUUUGUUACAGAAGUUGGAGAGACCUCUUCCCAACUGGCUGCGACCUGCUAGAUAAUAAAUUAAUCAUAUACUUAGGAUGAAAAUUUUAAUAAUUUGUGUGAAAGUUAAAAUGUUAUUGUGAGAAACAUUUUAAUGUUUUCAGGCAUAGUCUUCAGGCAAAAAGAAAAGUGUUUGUUAACUUUUGGUUUGUUCAUGUGAAGUAAGUUUAAAAACUGCUCAAUCAACCCUGAAAAGUACUUAGUAUGUUGACAUUCAAAAUGUUUCCUUGCAUUCACAUUUUUAUUUUCACUUAAAUUUAUAUUCAAAUAAGAGGACUAAGAUAUUAUAGACAUAUAUUCUAAUAAUUAUUGUAUAGGGUUUUCAGACCAAGGAACUAAAUAUAUAACCUUCAUUAAAGCUUUACCAUAUAGAGUUCAUAACAAUUUUAUAUUAUUUAUGUGGUGUGUGGAUUGUGAACAUCUAUAGAUAUGAUACUAUAAUUUAAGAAAUUAGAGGUCCUCUUUUGCUGUCUCUGUUGAAAGAGAUGACUUUUCAAUUUGACUAAACACAAACUGGAUGUACUCGAGAUAAAAUCAAGGCAUAGUUAUACAAGUCUUAAUAUGGUUGUUAUUCUAAUUACGUGUUAAAAUUUCAUAUACAAGUGAAAGUUGUGAGUUGAAAGGCAUGUGAAAUGCAUUUGAAAAGCAUUUGAAAGAUGCUAAGCCUUCCAUAGACUGUUUUCACUUGCCUUCUAACUAACUUCUGAAUCUUCCAUGUCAAAAUCUAGGACUGUCUCAGCCACUUUAGAGCUUUGACUGCAAUUUCUGAUGGCAUGAAUGAAAUCAACCCUGAAUUUUUUACUCAGAUCUCUUAAAGUGGGUUUGAUUUAAAAUAUAAUUGCCUGUUAUCAUUGAAAUACAUUUAUGUAUUCUUCUACCGCAAAAAAGACAAUCUACAAAAUGAAUUUACUGGAAUUCAGAUUUCAGAGUAUAUCAUUUAUUUUUUUUCCUGGCGUAUUAAUUUUUCAUUUACCAGUGCUAUGACUUCAUACAUACAGUUUCAUAGGAAUUUUACACAAUCUUAGGAUUGAAGAAAGGGUUAUAAAGUGUACCACCAGAUACAAUUAUUUUUGUAAUAUUUAGUAUCUCAAAUGUAUCAAAAGCUUCUAACAGAACAGAAAAAUCAAUGGCUAUGUGUAGGUUAGGAGUAUACUGGCUAAUUAGGAUUUAAGUCCCCUUGGGGUGUUGUGCCAAGGUUGAGUGUUGCAUGGCACCCCAAAGAUUCGAUGCAAAGGAGGUUAAUUGUCUAUUCUUAAAGCACAGUGUGAGAAGAUCAGUGAAAGAAAUAGGAAUUACUGUAGAGAAUUUUUGCAAGUGGGGCUGUUCAUCUGAAAGGGGCAACACCCAUAUCAACUGCUAGGUUUUUUGGUUUGCCUUGUCUUUUUUUUCCACAUUCACUGACUUGUGGAUGUUAUCCUGAAGGUUGCAAUGAUAGUAGAAACAUCAUUUGACAUUUCACCUUGCCCCAGUUGUUUGAAGGUUGAUAAGUGCUAUUCUCUGGACAAAACUCUUAUACAGUUGAUAACACUAUAAGUUUUACUAUCACUUAUCUGCUGGAAAGCGUUUUCUUCCCUUUAUACAACUGGGCCCAGGUGAACCAAAUUAGGACCAAAAUUCAUAGUGUACAAACCUAAGAAAGAUCAUCUCCUUUCCUGGCACUUUAAAAUGCUGUUUCCCCUUACAACCCUAACUAGCUAAUUGUUAUCUGCUAAAUGUCAGUUUUUUGGUUGCUAUCACAACCUGUUAUCUUAAGGAAGCUAGCCUUGUUGUCAGAGGUUUCUCCAUUUUCCCUUUAAUCAAAAACCUCAGUGGGUAACAAUUUUAUAAAAAUUUUUAGUGUAAACUUUAGCUGUAGAGUGGAGGGUGUAAUAUAUUUUGAUAAGGCAUGGCUUUUGUAUAGAUAUAGUAAAGUUAGGGCUUAAGGUUUAAAAAGUACAGUGGACACUUGGCAAAGGGAACUAUGAAAUAAAAGAAAAUUUUAAAUUA